Molecule: messenger RNA, 1803 nt
Organism: Bactrocera dorsalis (oriental fruit fly)
Lineage: Eukaryota; Metazoa; Arthropoda; Insecta; Diptera; Tephritidae
Exons: 1
Coding region: 220-1803 (527 amino acids)
Source: RefSeq, a predicted model, not a curated record
UAUUGUGACAAGUUAUAUUCAGAAACUACCAUUAGAAACAAAGAAGGGCGUUACAUUGUUUCACUCCCAUUUAAAGUUUUUCCAGUAGAAACUAAUUUUGGAGCAUCUCGCCAUAUUGCGUUCAAACAAUACUUGAGAAGUGAGAAAUCUCUCAAUAAACAACCUCUCGUUAAGGAAGAAUACCGAAAGGUCUUGAGGGAGUACAUAGACUUAGGUCAUAUGCAACGAAUUCCACACAAUAUAGCAGAAAAUCCGUACAAAAGUUACUAUCUUCCUCACCACGCCGUUUACAAACCUGAAAGUAAAACCUCUAAGCUUAGAGUCGUUUUCAAUGCUUCAUGUCCCACAUCCAAUGGUGUAAGUUUAAAUGACAUUUUGUACACCGGUCCAGCACUCCAAGCUGAUCUUACUAUUAUGAUCACCAAAUGGCGACUUUUUAGAUUUGUGUUCAAUGCUGAUAUUGAAAAAAUGUAUCGUCAAAUUUUGGUCAAUUCUAAGCAUACAUCUUAUCAAAGAAUCCUCUUUAAGGAUUCUUUGGACGGGGAGGUCAAUGAGUUUCAAUUAAACAGAGUCACUUUCGGGCUCAAUUGUGCUCCGUAUCUAGCAAUCCGUACACUGAUGGAACUAGCUGAAGAUUCAAAAUCAGCGUUCCCCUUAGCUGCGAAAAUAAUAAAAGCUAAUACGUACGUAGACGACGUCUUAUCUGGUGCUCAUGAAAUCUCCACUGCAAUUGAUUCAAGAGACCAGUUGAUUAAAUUAUUAGCCUCAGCCGGCUUCCCAUUAAGAAAGUGGACAUCGAACUGCAAGAAGAUUCUGAGGGGCAUACCUAACGAUCAUCUUUUGACCACAGAUUUUCUGGAAUUCGACAGCAGUAGCGAAGCCAAAACAUUGGGAAUUAGAUGGAACGCGAGAUCGGAUAACUUUUACUUUUCCACUAAGCCGCUGGACAACAAAGACUCUUUCACUAAAAGAGAAGUUUUGUCUAUGAUAGCUAAAUUGUUCGACCCAGCAGGAUGGUUAAGUCCAGUAAUCAUCGUUGCUAAAAUCUUAAUGCAGGACAUUUGGUUGGAAAAAACCGAUUGGGACGAAGCUUUGACUUCCAAAUCUCUCAAGCAGUGGAAGACAUUUUUAGAAAAUUACCCACACAUAAACAAUAUUAGGAUCCCGCGAUGGGUAUGUUAUACACCGAGCUGUCAAGUACAGUUCCAUGGAUUCUGCGAUGCCUCAGAAAAGGCGUACGGCGCAGCCAUCUAUUUACGCGUGCAGGUAAACGACCACGAGAUUAAAACGGGCUUGCUUUUAGCAAAAACAAAGGUCGCUCCUGUUAAAACCAUCUCAAUACCGAGAUUAGAACUAUCUGGUGCUCUUUUAUUAGCUAAAAUGGUUGAAUAUCUUCAACCCAAAUUGGACAUUGUACAUCAAGGGAUAUAUUUAUGGACUGACUCCACCAUUGUUCUCGCAUGGCUACGUAAGCCACCGUGUUCGUGGUCAACCUUCGUCGCGAAUCGAUUGUCAAAGAUUUGCGAGCAUACUCAAAUUGGAAACUGGAGGCAUGUCAACUCCGAAGAUAACCCCGCCGACCUGGCCAGCAGAGGAAUAUCUCCUCAAGAUUUACAACCAAACGAUCUUUGGUGGUGUGGUCCCAAGUGGUUAAAACAUCAACCAUCCGAGUGGCCAAACCAGAAUUAUGCAGUAGACGUUGAUACUACUCUCUCAAGAGCAUUCGUGUACAUCAUAGAUCAGUUAUUGAGACCGAAGAUGUUUUGGAACGUUUUUCCGAAUUUUCAAGAGCACUCCGCGUAA